Aspergillus oryzae RIB40 is the source of this 357-nucleotide messenger RNA. Its product is annotated as mitochondrial 54S ribosomal protein bL34m. Gene Ontology annotation, cellular component: ribosome; mitochondrial large ribosomal subunit. Lineage: Eukaryota; Fungi; Ascomycota; Eurotiomycetes; Eurotiales; Aspergillaceae. The record is from RefSeq and is a predicted model, not a curated record. Gene Ontology annotation, biological process: translation. Bases 1 to 357 code for a protein of 118 amino acids. Gene Ontology annotation, molecular function: structural constituent of ribosome. The transcript is spliced from 2 exons.
AUGCUUUGCUUCCGGUGCAGGGCCAUGCCCUCCGCCCUGAGGACGUACUCCUCCCCGAUGUCCAUGUCGAGUACCCUCUCCUCACCACUCCGCCCCAUGACCAACUUCACCACCACCAUCCGUCCCCAACUCCAGACCCUAAGCAACACACAACUUCCCUCCGCAGCCACGCCCUCCGCCCAACAGACCCGCUCUUUCACCGCCAGUGCUUCCCUGGCCGGUAAGCGCGCGACCUACAAUCCCUCGCGACGGGUGCAGAAACGGCGUCACGGAUUCUUGGCCCGGGUGCGGUCGCGUGGAGGACGGAUGAUCAUUUUGCGGAGGAGGGCGAAGGGCCGCAAGUCGUUGAGUUGGUAG